Molecule: messenger RNA, 2357 nt
Organism: Tarenaya hassleriana
Lineage: Eukaryota; Viridiplantae; Streptophyta; Magnoliopsida; Brassicales; Cleomaceae
Product: trifunctional UDP-glucose 4,6-dehydratase/UDP-4-keto-6-deoxy-D-glucose 3,5-epimerase/UDP-4-keto-L-rhamnose-reductase RHM3
Exons: 3
Coding region: 171-2174 (667 amino acids)
Biological process (GO): auxin export across the plasma membrane; UDP-rhamnose biosynthetic process; flavonol biosynthetic process
Molecular function (GO): dTDP-glucose 4,6-dehydratase activity; UDP-glucose 4,6-dehydratase activity; UDP-L-rhamnose synthase activity
Source: RefSeq, a predicted model, not a curated record
AGGCCUUACUGUUUUCAGACGCUCGUUUGGUUCCCUCUCCUCCUUCUUCUUUGCUCACUGUAUCUCUCCGUUGAUCUCUCUGCAGAGUUUCUUUCUCUAUAUUAUCUCUCUUUGGAAUCUUCCUCGAUUUUUUCUGGCCUUGGUUCGAAUUGAAUCGGUAUUUAUUCCAAAUGGCUACGUAUAAACCCAAGAACAUCCUCGUUACAGGGGCUGCAGGAUUCAUAGCGUCUCAUGUUGCAAACAGACUAGUACGCAGCUACCCAGAUUACAAAAUUGUUGUGCUAGACAAGCUUGAUUACUGUUCGAGUCUGAAGAACCUUAAUCCCUCGAAAUCUUCUCCCAACUUUAAGUUUGUCGAGGGAGACAUCGCUAGUGCUGAUCUCGUCAACUACCUUCUCAUCACCGAAAACAUUGACACCAUCAUGCACUUUGCUGCUCAAACCCAUGUUGACAACUCUUUUGGCAACAGCUUUGAGUUUACCAAGAACAAUAUUUAUGGUACCCAUGUCCUUCUGGAAGCCUGCAAAGUAACUGGUCAGAUCAGGAGGUUCAUCCAUGUGAGCACAGAUGAGGUAUAUGGAGAGACUGAUGAGGAUGCUGCAGUGGGAAACCACGAGGCGUCUCAGCUCCUUCCUACAAACCCAUACUCUGCUACCAAGGCUGGGGCUGAGAUGCUUGUCAUGGCUUAUGGUCGAUCAUAUGGGUUGCCAGUUAUAACAACUCGUGGAAACAAUGUUUAUGGUCCUAAUCAGUUUCCUGAGAAGUUGAUUCCUAAGUUCAUCCUGUUGGCCAUGAAUGGGAAGCCUCUCCCGAUCCAUGGGGACGGAUCCAAUGUGAGGAGUUACCUGUAUUGUGAAGAUGUAGCUGAGGCCUUCGAGGUGGUUCUUCACAAAGGGGAAGUGGGUCACGUCUACAAUGUCGGGACAAAGAAAGAGAGGAGAGUGAUUGAUGUGGCUAAAGACAUAUGCAAACUGAUCGGAACAGACCCUGACUCCUGCAUCCAGUUCGUGGAGAAUCGGCCUUUUAACGAUCAGAGGUACUUCCUUGAUGAUCAGAAGCUGAAAAACUUAGGAUGGUCUGAGCGAACGGCAUGGGAAGACGGUCUGAAGAAGACAAUGGAAUGGUACACUCAAAACCCUGACUGGUGGGGUGACGUCUCUGGUGCUUUACUUCCCCAUCCAAGAAUGCUUAUGAUGCCUGGAGGAAGACACUUGGACUGUUCCGACGAGAACAAGGACACAUCUGCUGUUGCAGAAAACCCUAAUCAGACAGCACAUAUGGUCGUUCCACCCGUGAAAUCCGGUGAUAAACCGUCCUUGAAGUUCCUGAUCUAUGGCAAGACCGGAUGGAUAGGCGGUCUUCUGGGGAAACUGUGCGAGAAGCAAGGGAUUCCAUUCGAAUACGGAAAAGGACGGCUAGAGGACAGAGCAUCACUUAUAGCCGAUAUCCGCAGCAUCAAACCUAGUCAUGUCUUCAAUGCAGCGGGUCUAACAGGCAGACCGAAUGUAGACUGGUGUGAAUCUCACAAAACUGAAACCAUCCGUGUGAACGUCGCCGGCACAUUGACUCUGGCCGAUGUUUGCAGAGAGAACGAUCUCCUGAUGAUGAACUUCGCCACCGGAUGUAUAUUCGAGUACGACUCUGCGCAUCCAGAGGGUUCGGGCAUCGGCUUCAAGGAAAAAGACAAACCUAAUUUCACCGGUUCUUUCUACUCCAAAACCAAAGCGAUGGUCGAGGAGCUAUUGAGAGAGUACGAAAAUGUGUGCACGUUGAGAGUGCGAAUGCCGAUCUCCUCGGAUUUAAACAACCCUCGUAACUUCAUCACCAAGAUCUCGCGCUACGACAAGGUAGUGAACAUCCCGAACAGUAUGACCAUACUGGACGAACUCCUACCGAUCUCGAUCGAGAUGGCGAAGAGAAACCUGAAGGGGGUGUGGAAUUUCACCAACCCCGGGGUCGUGAGCCACAACGAGAUCCUGGAGAUGUACAAGAAAUACAUCGAGCCGGGAUUCGAGUGGUCCAACUUCACAUUGGAAGAGCAGGCGAAAGUCAUAGUCGCCCCGAGGAGCAACAACGAGAUGGAUGCAUCCAAGCUCAAGGAGGAGUUCCCGGAGAUGUUACCCAUCAAAGAAUCACUUGUCAGAUAUGUCUUCGAACCCAACAAGAGGACCUGAACUUAUUACCUCUGUUAGGUAGUUUUCCCUUCCCUUGCGAACUCCGUUUUCGAUAUUGGUUUCAUCAUUAUUCUUGAAACUUUCUCGGAUCCUAAGACUUUAGUUUGUGUUCGAGCUCGACAGGAUGAUACACAUCUUUUGGUCUCAAUACUAUCAUAUAUAUGAAUGAAUUUUACUUCUUUA